AUGUUUGAGCGAUUCAAGGGCAUCAAGAGCGCCAUUGAUCGGACGAUCGCCGAGGAACAGGCAAAAGCUAAAGCACUCGCAGAGCAGAGAGAGGCCGCCACUGUAGCCUCGUCCUCCCGCCGCUCAGGCUCUACGUCGCGCAGCCGAAACAACGAGUCUCCAGCACCACGACCGCGAACGACCCGGAGGACCAGCCAGCUCAACGCCGGCACCACGCAGAGUACAGAUACCGAUUCUGCUGAUUUCGACGCCGCAUUUACCAUCGACGACGAAGAAGAAACCAGGAGCUCUGCGGGAGACAAUUCACCACAGGCGGACACUUCGCGCCAGGAACCCAGCGGGGGUGGUGGUGCUGCGAAGAAAAAUUCCAAGAUGGAUGGGACCACGACGCCAGAGGGGUCCGAGGGGGCAGGGGCUCCUGCUGCCCUCCCUCAGGAGGUUCGGUCGAAGCUGCGAAAGUUGGAGCGGCUGGAGAAAGUCCACGAAGAACUUCUCAAGUCUUACAGGGUUGCCCACACCCGAGUCACUGCGAUUGAAGCUUUUGAACAGGCGCUUAGAGAAAACACGCCUUGCGAGAAUAUCAAGGACCCUCAGGUAUUCAUUGAAUAUCUGAACCAGGUUAAGAUGCAAGGUGACAUGGUAAAAGAGGAACUCCAGCGCGUAUCUUCCGAGAAUAUCACCUUGAAGAAGGAACUAGAAGAUACCAAGGGUGAAGUUUCGAAGCUCAAAGCCUCCGGCCAGCAACCAACAGAGCAGUCGCCUGCUGACAAGCCAUUGCCGGAAGUCAAGGGAGAGGCGGCCAAAGAGGGUGAAGCCGCUGAUUUAAGCACACAAUCGACGACCAACUCAACAAGCAUCAAGUCCCCAAUGGUCUCCUCAGUCUUGGGAAUCUUUUCUCCCAAAUCCAAGUCUACCGAAACCUUUUCCGACUCGGCUCCUCCGGAUAAGGACACUUCCGAGUUCUUUUCAUUCGAAGCUGAGAACUCGCAGUUUGAGUCCCAGCUGGUCGCCAAGACGGACGAGAUCAAGAGACUGCAGAGUGAAUUGGACAGCCUCAAGGCUGAGGUGUCAACAAGCAAGGCGAAGUCAGAGGAGACCAGCGACGCGCAUGCCAAGAUCGAAGCACUUGAGAAAGAGCUUGCUACCAUUACUGCUCAAAAGGGAGAAGAGAUUGAAAAGCUGGAGACUCAGAUUCGGUCAUUAAAAGAAGAGAUCUCUACAAUAAAUGCUGCCAAGUCCGCGGAUGAGGAAAAGCUUCAAAUCGAACUCAAAUCACUUAAGGCUGAUCUCUCUAAAGCGGAAGCUACCAAGACUGAAGAGGCCAAUAAGUUGAAAGAAGAACUCAAAUCGACCAAGACAGAGCUCUCCAAAGUGGAAGCUGCCAAAACUGAAGAGACAAAGAAGCUACAAGAAGAACUAAAAACUACCAAGACAGAGCUCUCUACCCUAACGGCUUCCAAGUCAUUAGAGAUCAAGAAACUGGAAGAGGAGGCCAAAAAGACGCAGAAAGACCUGUCGGCCGCCCAGAAGGCAAAGGAUGAGCUCGCCAAAAAGCUGGAGAAGGCCAAUGCUGACCUGGAGAAUACAAAGUCACUCAAGAAGGAGCUUGAUGGUCAAAAGGCGGAAGUUGCCAACUUGACUAAAAAGCUGGGAGAAGCGGAAACAAAAGUGCAUGAGUUGACCCAGUCGAGGGAUGCGUUGCGCAAAGAACUCGAUGUUGCCAAGACCGAGAAGCCUACGCCACCAUCAGCCGACACAGAAAAGCCUACCGCGGAGACUACAUCCUCAGCCGUUGCUUCUGAGUCUCCGGCGAAUGCUUCCUCUUCCAAGAAGAAAAACAAGAAGAAAAAGGGCGGAGCAGCCACCACACCUGCCAGUCAAGUCUCCGCAGACAAGGCUCCUGUAGCAGCGAAAGCAGCGAGCCCACCAACACCAGAGGAUACGGUUCCAGUGGCCAAGUAUGACGAGCUGAAAGAGCAAAUAUCUGCCCUUGAGCAACAGAUGACACAGAAGGAUGAAUCCAUUGAACGGUUGUCAAAAAGAAAGAAGAACGAGGAUGAUCUUAUUGAGGAGGUUGAAAACAUGAGGGACAACCUCCUUCACAUUGGCCAGGAUAACGUCGAGGCGAAGGAGAAGAUUAAGGCUCUUGAGGUCGAGAGGGAUGAGCUUAAGGAAUGUAUUUCCGUCUUGGAGCAGGAACUGGACCAGCUACCAAUUCUAGCACCACUUGAUGGUGUGACUUCAAAGGCUCAGAAGCUGAAAGAAACAUAUGAACAAAUGCUGGCCGAGCAUGAAAAGGCCAACGGCAAGCAUGAUGAGCUCACCAACGAUGCCGAGAAGAUACGUCAAGAGGCGGAACAAGCCAAGACACGGGAGGCCGAAGUCCGCAAGAUUGUAGAGGCCGUGGAGGCAGAGUUGUCCAAAUUCCCCGAGGUGCCUGCGGAUAAAGGAACCGUCGAAAAGGUCCAAUGGGUCAAGACACAAUAUCAAUCUGUCCAGAAAAAGCACGACGAACUUCAAAAGGCAUCGGAGGAGACGGCAGUCUUACAAUCGGAACUGGGGGCGUCUCAGCAGCUGGCUCAAAGUCGAUUCAAGGAAAUAUCAGAGCUUAAAGAGAUCUUGCAAAGAGCCCAGCCAGAGCUGAAGAACCUGCGUGCCGAGGCUGCAAAAAUACCAACGCUCAAGGAACAGAUUGCAGCCAAAGCUUCAGAUAUGAUUGCGCUGGAGAACCGUGAAAAGAACAUCAAGUCUGAACUUUCCCGGAUGAAGCAAGAUGUAGCUGCUCGUGAUGCGGAGCUCAAGACUCUCCGUGACAAGCUUGCAGCUGAGAACAAGCAAAGGUUGCAGCUGGAGAACGACAAGCGGACAGCCGGGCGUGACCUGAGGAGGUCUGAAGCGGAGAAAAUUGAGCUGAGUGCCAAGGAAGAAAAGGCCACUCGCGAACUGCAUAAGAUGCAAGAUGAAAUGGCCAAGGUCCAGCCGCGAAUCAAAGAGCUGGAGACGGAGCUGCAGAAAUUGAAAAAGGAACGAGACGAUGUCAAGGAAGAGCUACAACUCAAGACUUCACAAUACGCCAAUGCACAGAAUCUCCUGGGAAGCAUGCGUGAUCAGUCUGCCGAAUUGGGAACUCAGCUAAAGGAGGCACAGGCAAGAGCCGAAUCGGUCGAAGAAGAGCUUGCGGACUGUCAAAAAUUGUUGACUGAGCGCACGCGCGAUGCCGAGACGAUGAGGAGGCUGCUCAAUGAGGCAAACGAGCGCGAGGACGUCAAGAUGCGUGAAAUGCGCGCCCGUCUCGACAAGGCAGAGGAGGAGCGCGACAGGCUGGAAGCCGAAUCAGCGACUGUUGCACGCAAAAAGACUCGCGAGGUGGAGGAACUGCGGACCAAGAUCAGGGACUUGGAGCGCGAUGCCAAAGCACUGGCGCUCGAAAAGGAAGACCUCGAGACUCGCGAGAAGGACAGACGGCGGCGACUCGAGGAGCUCGAGAAGCUUGAGGAGGAAGCACGAGCCGAGGUUGUCGAGUCGCGUGAGGCAGUUGCGCAGUUGCAGCAGUCUCUCACGGCAUCCGAGAAGUCGGUGCAGGAUGCGGAGCGGCGCCGCGCAGACCUGCAACGCAUGAUGGACGACUACAAGUCACGGUACGCCAAGGCGGAAAAGGAUCUCAAGAUGGCAAGGAAUCAACUCGCCCAGCCUGCAGCUGCAAGUUCCGGACGAAAUUCGGUCGAUUCAAGCCGAUCGGGUGGAGCGAAUGCAGGUGGCUCCAAUGCACCGACCCCAGAUGUUAACUACAUCAAAACUAUCAUGUUGCAGUUCCUUGAGCAAAAAGACAACAGGCUCCGGGCGGCGCUGGUGCCGGUGCUGGCGCAGCUGCUCAAGUUCGACAAGUAA
This is a messenger RNA of Pyricularia grisea, 3888 nucleotides long. RefSeq lists its product as uncharacterized. The transcript has 4 exons. NCBI's taxonomy places the organism in Eukaryota, Fungi, Ascomycota, Sordariomycetes, Magnaporthales, Pyriculariaceae. The coding region runs from base 1 to 3888 and encodes 1295 amino acids. The record is from RefSeq and is a predicted model, not a curated record.